CCCCGCGAUAGCCCGCCGAAAGUAUUACGAUUCAACUUCAUUUUCUCCUACUUCCCUCAAAUGUCUCGACCAUGCGACCAGUUCCUGACCUAUCAGCCUUCUCCCGUAAACCCUCCGCGGACCCUCCAUCCUCGGGCUCGUCGUUAGAUCCCCGCACUGCCGCCCCCGCAACCUUCUUCCUAUCUCGCAGCCCGCAUGCCUCUGAUACAGAACGCAGCCCCUCUCCAGAUGCAGCGGGCGAUCCCAAAGAAAGCAUGUACGGCGUGCACAGUCUAGCAGAGACACUGUCGCGAUCGGAGCUUAGAGCCUGCGCAUCUCAAGAGUUCCGCGCAGAUAGUCAACGGACACGAAGCUCCUCGCGGGGAUCCGACAGUAUGAGAGAAUCACGGGGCCAACGACGCCGAUCUACAAUCAGGCCCUUUUCGGAGGAUACUCGGGAGUCAUCAUUGCAACCACCUGCCUCGGACACGAUCUCCCGUCCGUUGACCCCAUUUCACCCCGACGACCCAUCAUCGCUGCCCAGCAGCCCAAAGUCCAUCUCCAACCAGUCGCUCCGACCGCUUGAUGAUAUCUCCAUUACCGAUGAGAUCAACAGCCAAGCAAUCGGAUCGGGCGAUGAGGAAGAGAAACCCCGACCCUCCCCUCGCCUGGGAUUCGCCGGAGCUUCGCAGUUGAUCAUGCCUAGCAUCAAGAUGCCCAGUCGACGGCCAUUUACAGAGCGGGGAAAAGCGAUGGGUAGAUUCAAAGUGCUUGUAGCUGGAGCACCAGGAACCGGCAAAACCUCCUUGAUCAAAGCCAUUGUCCAGACCUGCGAAGAUAUCGUACACGUUGAUUCUAUCGACUCGCUCUCCGUGACCGCACUGGAGCGGCGCCGUUCCUCGCGACCCCACUCCGGCCCCGUCCCCACUCGCGGGAUGCCCACCGUUACCACCGAGAUCUACGCUAGUACCAAGCCGUACCCUUCGUGGUGGUCGGACCUAGAGGACUCGCGCGUGCUCCGACGGCGCAAAAGUAUAGGCGAAAUCGUGCUGGAGCGCAAUCUGUGCUUUGUGGAUACUCCGGCUACCUCUUUGAGUCGCACGGGCCAGACCGAUUCCAUUGUGCAGUAUAUGCGACAGCAACUGCGGAGGGCGACUGCUGCGGUUGCAGGAUCAGGUGUAGAUUUCCAAAAUCUGCUUGCUGGAAAUGGUGGUACCCAAGUGGACGCAAUAUUAUACUUGAUAUCCCAUGAUACUCUGCCAACGGACGUAGAAUGUAUUCGCAAACUCUGCGAGCUAAGCAAUGUCAUCCCCCUCGUCGCCAAAGCAGACACCCUCUCCCCCGAGAAUAUCACCUCCCUCAAAGACCGAUUCCACCAACAAGCGCAAGAUGCCGGCAUCAAGCCCUUUAUGUUCGGCGACUCACCAGCCGGGAUGCUAGAAGAGCAAAACCCGCAACCUCCAUAUGCCGUGUCAUCCGAGAAAACCGCCGAUCUGGAGGUCAUGGAUGCUAGUACCCUCAUGAGCCCAGACUACGAACUCCCCCUUGUUCCAUCAGAGCUGGACACACUCGUACAGAAACUAUUCGACCGAGAUAACCUCGCCUGGCUGCGCCACUCCGCCGCUAAAAAGCUCGUCCAGCGGUGCGGGGAUCUACCUGCCGUGCCGCUAUCAGCCACCUCAGCUCCUAAUGCAUUUUCCGGUGCUACCUCGCCCGGUGUCGGCUGGGGAACUACGGUGGGAGCGUCCAUGAACUCGUCCAUCUCCUCACUCGGUGAAUCACCGCCUACCUAUACCCUGGCCCGCCUCGCAGACUAUACACGACACGAAGAGCGCAUGGCCCAAGUUCGACUUGCACAAUGGGCAACGGACCUGCAACGCAGCCUCCAAAACGAGCGAGAGCGAUAUGCGGCACUGGCACGUGGCGAUCGCGCGGUAUGGCUUACGGAGCGACUGAGCGAGUGUGUUGUAGAUGGAUCAUUAGUGCCUAUCUCGCAGACGCCCGGGUUCUGCGGACUACACGUCCCAGCCAGUGACAAGAGUGGCGGCGGGUUGAACGUGAUGAGAGCUCGUGCAAGUAACGGCAAGGACUACCGCGCUGCGGGGUUGAGUCCUCAUGACCCACUCGGCGUUGUGGGAUGGAUCGACGAUAUCGGACGACGGGGUUGGAUUAUCGUCCAGAUCGUGGGCAGUGUUGGAGUCGUCGGUGGACUGGCAUUGUGGGUCGCUCGGUCUUGGGGACUCCCAACGCGAAGUUUUGCAGACUUGCAGUUUGAUCACUGGUACGGGAGUAUUGAGAAUUGAUUCUUCGUUCUCGAGAUGAUAGUUGGUUGCGAGCUGAUGGGCGAACAUGGGGAAGUGGUUUCGAGGCACCGGCUUGGCUGAUCGAGGACGGAGAUGGAAGAAAAGUGUGCUGGCUGGCUGGCGUUCUUUUUUCUUUUUCUUUCGAGUGAUCAUGCCUACAUUCUUAUCCCGACGGGCGUUUUCACGGUGGUAUUUCUUCUGUUUCUGGGACGUUUGGAGCUGGGAGCUGGAGUACACUUUGCCUUUGUAUUAGGGAUUGACGGUUAGACCACAUCGCGUAGUCACCACAAUACAAUCAUAUCAUUACAAAAAACCACCCAGACUAUCGUAU
Messenger RNA from Penicillium brasilianum, 2613 nucleotides. The record is from the annotation of a GenBank genome assembly. Lineage: Eukaryota; Fungi; Ascomycota; Eurotiomycetes; Eurotiales; Aspergillaceae.